CCCCACACAGGGGCGGGGGAGCGGCGCCUCCCGCCGUUCGCGGGCCGGGCUGAGCCGCCGGAGAAAGGCGGCACCGGCACCGACCGGACGGGCGCCCGCCCUCCGACCGACUGCCAUCCGCCUGUCCGGCCGUCAGUCCAUCCAUCCAGUGGGACUGGGUGUCCUGGAGGAUGGUGGUGCCCGGGAAUGCCCCCCUGAUCCAGCAGGACCCCGCUCUGGAGCCAGCCCUGGGCAGAGACGCCCCGGAGCACCCAGCCAUGGGCCCGGGCACGGAGCCCCCCGAGGACGUGGGCCCAGAGGUGCGGAAGCUGCGGGAGCUGGUCCAGAGACUGGAGCUGGACAAUCAGCACGCCAGGAGCAGGAGCAGCAGGACCCUGCUGGGGACAAACGUGUCAGGGGACAUCCAUGCCGGGGUGGGUAACCAUGAGCCUGGCCUCAACGGGAUGGAGAUCAACAACAGCAUCAAUGCCAUCACCGAGCAGCAGGAAUUGCAGCUGAUGGCGGAUUUGCACAGCCAGCUGAGCAAGAUGAGGCAGGAGGAAGGAGAGAGCAACUUCAAGAGAGGCCUGGAUGCCCCAAUGCAAUACAGCUGCAACAGUGCCCCCGAGGAGGUGUCUCCCAAUGGGGAGCAGAGCCACAGCAAUAGCCAGUGUCCCUCACCUGUGGAUACAAGUGACAGCUCCGAGCUCCUGGGCAGCCUGCUCAUGGCAGGGAUCCACACCCCGGCUGCAAUCCAUGAACAGAAUCCCAGUGAAAAGGGUGCAGAUCUAGAAGGGCUUCCAAGUCACACAGAUCUGGAUGAAGUCAAAGUGUUAGAACUGGAAAAUUGCCCUGAAGAGGAGGAUUGCUGGCUCUAUGUGUCUCCAAGGAAAUCCAUGGAUGAGAAAACAGCCUCUCCUCUGAAGUGGUGCCGGCAGGUGCUGGAUAACCCCAGCCCCGAGAUUGAGGCUGCCUGCAGAACCCUCAUCAACAGGCUGGACCAAGCCAGUAGAUGGAAAAACCUGUAUUGCAGCCCCCUGGCAUCUCCCAGCGCACAUAACCUGAAUUCCGAGGCAGGCUCCUGUAGCAAUGCACUAAACUCUCCUGGGCACCUCAAAUCGACUAACAAAGCACUACUAACCUGUGGCAGCUCAGGGUACCUGAGCAUGCACUCGGCCCUGAGCUCCCAGUCCUCAGUGGACAGCGAGCUGAGCACCUCGGACGACUCCAUCUCCAUGGGCUACAAACUUCAGGACCUCACUGAUGUCCAGGUCAUGGCACGGCUGCAGGAAGAGAGCCUGCGGCAGGACUGCGCCUCCAGCUCCGCCUCCGUGUCCCGCCGCAGCUCCAGCGCCUCCCUGCACUCGCUGCGCCGCGGCACCUACAGCGACCAGGAAUUUGACACCUACAGCCUGGAGGACGAGGACGACUGCGACUGCUCGCUGUCCUUGCGCAGCACCCACCGCUACUCGCCGUCCCCGCUGAGCUCCCCGCGCUGCCAGUCGCCCUCCUCGGGCGCGGAGCUGGGCAGGGCCACGGCAUCGCGGCUGCGCGCCCCGCGCAGGGCGGUGCAGAGCCCUAUGCAGGAGCGCCUCAAGUACGCCAACAGCGAAGAGGAGCUGAGGCACAGCAUGCCCAACCUGGCCCGCAGCAGCCUGCGCGCCCUCGAGGCCGUGCGGAGCAGCCGCAGCCUGGAGUCCGACCUGCAGGUGCCCAGCAGCCGCAUCCCCAGGACUCAGCAGCGGUCAGCAGGUUCCUCCAGGCAGCACAGACCCCCCAGGCCCCUGAGGAUGACUCCUGGAAGGAUGGGUGCUACUGACAGCCCAGAACACCUCCGUGAAGUAGAUCCCAGCUGGCUGGGCAUGACCUCACUGGGAAAGAGCCCCUGUCCCUGCAGACUGCUGUACAUAUCCCUCAUUCUGUGCUCUCCACACCUCCCACCUCCCUCUGUUCUGCCAGGAGCUGGGGCUGGGACACACAGCUCCCACCCUCCAUUGAACCCUGAGUCUUCCCAGGAAGACUGGAAAAGCCUUAUUUCAUCCACACCCCAGCUGCAGCCCUGGGGAAGGUCUGUCACCAUCCCCUCCCAGGGAUGCUGCAGAGCUGGGGGUGUCCUCUCUGUGCCAGAAGCAGCUCUGAGCUGGUGCUGUGGCAGAGCUCGUAGAGAGUAGAAACAGUGACAUAGGUGUUAGGUUUGAGACUUUUUAAACCCAACCUGAUGUACUCUAAUAUUUGUCUGGAAUUUUACUGGGUUUUGGUUUGUUGUUUUUUUGGUUGUUUUUUUUUUUUUUUUACUUCUGUAUAGAAUGUAUUUCUGCUACUUUUUAUUGUUUGGUCUAGAGCUGCAACAAGUUUUUAUAACUGUAGAACACUGAGCUGUUGUAUCCAGGUGUCAGCACAGGUCAUGAGGAGCAGUACACAAUAUUUGUGUGGGGUGUGAACAGGCAGGGACAGGAAUGCCAGUUAAAAACUGCUGGGCACCAGCACCUUACCUCAGCUGAGCGAGCUCAACACCACUUAAGAGUAAACUUUUUAAAAAUCCCCUUCCCUCACAGUUUUGUCUUGAAGCGUUGGAGAUCUCAGCUGGUUCCCAACUGCCCUGACUUUUGUAGAAGUUUUCUACUGUCUCUUAAGGAUUCUGUACCAGUGUCCUUUUCCUCAGCAAGUGCUGGAUGCUACAAAUACAGUCUUAGUCCAGGAAAUAUGCACUGAUAGCAAUGUUCUCCCUGCCAUCAAUGUGACUUUGUUAGUGUAGUUUAAUAAAAUGUUAUGGUGCUGAAAUAGA
Vidua macroura (Pin-tailed whydah) is the source of this 2764-nucleotide messenger RNA. Its product is annotated as SLAIN motif-containing protein-like. The coding region runs from base 171 to 2150 and encodes 659 amino acids. The record is from RefSeq and is a predicted model, not a curated record. Gene Ontology annotation, cellular component: microtubule plus-end. Gene Ontology annotation, biological process: microtubule nucleation; cytoplasmic microtubule organization; positive regulation of microtubule polymerization. Lineage: Eukaryota; Metazoa; Chordata; Aves; Passeriformes; Viduidae. The transcript is spliced from 8 exons.